Puccinia graminis f. sp. tritici CRL 75-36-700-3 is the source of this 495-nucleotide messenger RNA. RefSeq lists its product as uncharacterized. The transcript is spliced from 4 exons. Gene Ontology annotation, molecular function: flavin adenine dinucleotide binding; oxidoreductase activity, acting on CH-OH group of donors. The record is from RefSeq and is a predicted model, not a curated record. The coding region runs from base 1 to 495 and encodes 164 amino acids. NCBI's taxonomy places the organism in Eukaryota, Fungi, Basidiomycota, Pucciniomycetes, Pucciniales, Pucciniaceae.
AUGGUUACUGUGCCACUUCACCCUUCUAGUCUUACUGCGAACGUCAUACUCCAAUAUCCCUUAUCACGCGGCUCAUCUCACAUCAAAAGCCAGGAUCCCGGGGAGCCCCCUUUGAUCGAUCCGAAUUAUUUGAUGCACCCAUUUGAUGCUUGGUUAUUGGCUCAGGGUGGAAAACAGAUUAGGAAAAUUAUGGCACAAGACGCAUUUAAGGAUAUUAUCUUGGACGAACAAUACCCUGGACCGUCUGUCCAAACCCAAGAGCAGUGGGAAGAGAGCAUCAGGAAGAGAGCGUCGACUUCGUAUCACCCAAUCGGAACUUGUUCGAUGCUGCCCCAGAGUGAAUCUGGGGUUGUCGAUCCCCAGCUGAGGGUAUACGGUACCCAAAAUUUAAGAGUCGUGGAUGCUAGUAUUUUGCCAGUCCAGCUUACCAGCCAUCCAGCAAUGACAGUCUAUGCAAUCGCAGAAAAAGCAGCUGAAAUGAUCCUGAACCAGUGA